This is a messenger RNA of Helicoverpa armigera (cotton bollworm), 384 nucleotides long. RefSeq names its product small integral membrane protein 20. The record is from RefSeq and is a predicted model, not a curated record. NCBI's taxonomy places the organism in Eukaryota, Metazoa, Arthropoda, Insecta, Lepidoptera, Noctuidae. Gene Ontology annotation, cellular component: mitochondrial inner membrane. The coding region runs from base 95 to 319 and encodes 74 amino acids. The transcript has 3 exons. Gene Ontology annotation, biological process: mitochondrial respiratory chain complex IV assembly.
CACUUGCCAGUCAAGUCGCUGGUAUUGUGUCACGAAAAAUGAACCGAUUGUUGAUAAAAUAAUUUUCACGAAAUUGGAAAAUCUAUUACAUAAAAUGGCAUUUUUCCGAGGGUGGCGCUAUGUUGCCUUUGUUUCUGGUUUUGUAGGUUUCCUAGGACUUGCACUUUAUCCUAUUGCGAUAGCCCCUAUGAUUGACCCUUCGGAAUACAGAAAGAUUCAAAAGGAGGCACGGAAAAAUAUUAGGCAGGAAGACAUUCAACCUGGCAAUAUGAAGAUUUGGACAGAUCCAUUUGGACGUAAGAAGCCGGAGAGUGAUUAAGCGCAACUAGAUGUAUUAUAGUAUUUUUAAUUAAUUAAUUAUAGAAGAAACUUGAUGAAUUGUUA